GUUUUCACCAACCAAAACCAGCACAGCCAUCAUCUCCUUCCUCACCAAACCACCAAAUUCCAUCACAUUUUCCACUCUUCAAAACUCUCAGUACGUAGAUAGAUACACUAUACUUACAAAACCCCCACUCCGAAACCCACACACAGUUCUCACACCUGACAAGCCACUCAAAGCCCAACCACUUUAUGCUACAAACUGUAACCUUCUUCCCUGCAACAAGAUUUUUCCACCCCGAAAAAUUGGGUAUAUUUGGUGAGCAUUAAGCUGAUAGAGACCCAUUUCGAAAUUACUUGAGAUUCUCAAACAGCUUUAAUGGCGAGUGGGGAGGGUAUAAGGAAGAAUCAAACCUUGAUAUGUGCACCAUUAAUGGCUGACACAGUGGAUCAAUUGGUGGAGUUGAUGCACCGGGCAAAAUCGAAGGGAGCUGAUAUUGUGGAAAUUAGGUUGGAUCACUUGAAGAGCUUUAAUCCUCAUGUGGAUAUCGAGAAGCUAAUCAAAGCAUGCCCUUUGCCAACUCUAUUUACUUACAGACCUAUUUGGGAAGGUGGUCAGUAUGAUGGUGAUGAAAACAGUCGUUUCAAUGCACUUAAAUUGGCCAUGGAGUUGGGAGCUGAUCACAUUGACAUUGAGCUAAAGGCUGCUCACGAGUUCAACAGUUUCUUGCAUGGAAAUAAGCCUGAAAAGUGCAAAGUUAUUGUUUCUUCACACAAUUACGAUAAUACCCCUUCCGCUGAGGAACUGGGGAACCUGGUUGCUAGAAUUCAAGCAGCUGGGGCUGACAUAGUCAAAUUUGCCACAACUGCAACAGAUAUCACAGAUGUUGCGCGGGUUUUCCAAAUUACAGUCCAUUCUCAAUCAAAUCUUCAGAUACCAAUAAUUGCCAUGGUUAUGGGUGAAAGGGGACUCAUAUCAAGAAUACUCUGUCCUAAAUUUGGUGGAUAUCUCACGUUUGGCACUCUCGAGCCAGGAAAAGUAUCUGCACCUGGACAACCAACAAUCCAAGAGUUGGUUGACUUGUUCAACUUUAGGUUGAUCGACUCUCAUACAAAGGUAUUUGGUAUCAUAGGGAAGCCGGUUAGUCACAGCAAGUCACCCAAGCUGUAUAACACAGCUUUUAAAAAGCAUGGAUUCAAUGGAGUGUUUUUGCAUUUAUUGGUGGAUGAUGUUCAGAGAUUCUUUGAGACAUAUUCCUCGCCGGAUUUUGCUGGUUUCAGCUGUACGAUUCCUCAUAAGGAAGUGGCUCUCACUUGCUGUGAUGAAGUCGAUCCGGUUGCCAAGUCGAUAGGAGCAGUUAAUUGCAUCCUCAGACGGCCUAAUGACGGGAAGCUGUUUGGUUGUAACACAGACUACAUUGGUGCAAUUUCUGCAAUCGAGAGUGGCCUUCAAGCUUCACAUGGAGCAAGUGGGACCGAGUCACCUUUAGCGGGUAAGCUGUUUAUAGUGAUUGGUGCUGGAGGUGCUGGAAAGGCACUUGCUUAUGGUGCUAAAGAAAAGGGUUCGAGAGUUGUGAUUGCUAACCGUACUUAUGAUCGAGCUAGAGAACUAGCUGAUCUUGUGGGAGGGCAGGCUUUGUCUCUGGCUGAGCUGAGUAGCUUCCAUCCCGAAAAAGGAAUGAUACUUGCUAACACAACUUCUAUCGGGAUGCAACCGAGAGUUGAUGAGACACCUGUUCCUAAGGAAGCUUUGGGAUCUUACGAGCUCGUAUUUGAUGCGGUUUACACCCCCAAAAUCACUAGGCUCCUUCGUGAAGCUGACGAAAUGGGAGCGAAAAUCGUGACAGGUGUCGAAAUGUUCAUUGGUCAGGCUUAUGAACAAUACGAGAGGUUCACUGGCUUGCCAGCUCCAAAGCAACUGUUCAAGGAAAUCAUGAAAGAUUACUGACCGAUUUCCUUCAGCUAUAAAGAAAAUCGCGUCUCGUUUGCACGCGUGCACGAUUGUUGUCAUUUUAUCUAUCUUGUUGUAUCAUUCUUUCCUUGUUCUUACAUCCCAGGUAGAUUGUGAUUUGUCGUCGACCAGAGGAUUUUAUUUUAUUUUUUCUUUCAGUAACAGCAGUGGAUUUUUGACUGUUGGAAGGGUGAUAUGCAGUCAUGAAUUGAUGAAUCUUUAGACUUUGUACUUAAUAUCCUCGUGUAAAAUGCAAAACUAUGAACAAGACGGUUAUGUUAUGGUGUAAGUUGUUGUUUCAAUAUGAAUAUCAAUAUGAAUAAAAAAAA
Molecule: messenger RNA, 2213 nt
Organism: Striga asiatica
Lineage: Eukaryota; Viridiplantae; Streptophyta; Magnoliopsida; Lamiales; Orobanchaceae
Source: the annotation of a GenBank genome assembly